This is a messenger RNA of Acaulospora morrowiae, 210 nucleotides long. The record is from the annotation of a GenBank genome assembly. NCBI's taxonomy places the organism in Eukaryota, Fungi, Glomeromycota, Glomeromycetes, Diversisporales, Acaulosporaceae.
AUGGAGAUCAGCCACGGAACACCAGUAUUCCUACAAGAAAUUGUUACUAAUCCGGAAGAAUGGAUUGGAAAAGAAAUUCGCGUAGUUGGCUCGUUGAUUUAUCACAAUAUUGAAUCCGAAGUGGGAGUACUACAGCAAUAUUUAGAACGCAAAGAAAAUUUUCUGGUGGUGGAUACGAAUUUGGUUGAAAGAAGUCAUAAUUGGAAUAUG